GAUAUUAAAAGAUGCAAUAAGAUUAUUGGAGACUUACAAGAGCAUUUGAAAAAAAAGGUUGCAGAAGAAGAAGAAAUAUCUGAUGAAAUGUCAAAUAUUGUAGAUAAUGUAGUGACAAAGGUUGUAAAAAAUGCAAUAGACAUUUCAUCAUUUAAUCCAAUUUUUCAGGAACUGAUUCGUAUACAGUCUGGGAAGCCCAAAGGAACAAGAUAUCAUCCAAUUGGGCACUGUCAUGCUGGAAAUACUGCCUAUAAUGCUAUGAAAGGAAUCAUGCAUUUACCAUCUGCUUCAACUCUUAAAAGCUAUAUAAAUGAAUGUGAGCAAAAAUCUGGUUGGCAAGAUAAAAUAGCUCACCAAAUGCUUAGUAGCUUGACUAUAGAAAAUAUUUGGGGUUAUGGUCAAAUAGGAUUUUUUUCACAUGAUUCUUUCAAGAUCCAAAAAGGUCUUCUUUGGAGUCAACGUAGCAACAGUUAUGUUGGCUACUUGGAUUUUGAAGAUGAGGCUCAAGAUCUACAUUCAUUUGCCAUCCAGUGUAAAAGUGAAUUAAUGAUGACAAAUGAUGGAGAAAUUUCUGUAAGUGAAAAAUCCGACCAUGGUUUGUCUACACAAGUUCAUCAGAUUGUGUGGCAUUCAGUAACUCUUAAUUUUUCUUUUCCAUUAUCAUACUAUGGAAUUAAUACAAUGACAACUCAUUGGG
Molecule: messenger RNA, 697 nt
Organism: Entrophospora candida
Lineage: Eukaryota; Fungi; Glomeromycota; Glomeromycetes; Entrophosporales; Entrophosporaceae
Source: the annotation of a GenBank genome assembly